Molecule: messenger RNA, 1503 nt
Organism: Budorcas taxicolor (takin)
Lineage: Eukaryota; Metazoa; Chordata; Mammalia; Artiodactyla; Bovidae
Product: zinc finger protein 547-like
Exons: 4
Coding region: 1-1503 (500 amino acids)
Biological process (GO): regulation of transcription by RNA polymerase II
Molecular function (GO): RNA polymerase II cis-regulatory region sequence-specific DNA binding; DNA-binding transcription factor activity, RNA polymerase II-specific
Source: RefSeq, a predicted model, not a curated record
AUGGUGGGCACCGAAGAGACGGAGCGAAAGCGAGAGGAGGUGCGUUGGGCCCGCUGCCCAGUGGCGGCUGUGAGUGCCCCUGAGCCCGUCGUUGACGGCAGUGCCCUCGGUCCGUCCUCGCUCUUCCCACGACCGGCGACCGAGGCCGCGGCGAUGACGCCGGCUCAGGGCCUUGUGGUCUUUGAGGACGUGGCCAUAUAUUUCUCCCAGGAGGAGUGGGGACUUCUUGAUGAGGCUCAGAGACUCCUGUACUAUCAAGUGAUGGUGCAGAACAUUGCACUUCUGUCCUCCGUAGGUUGUCAGCAUACCACCCAGGAUGAGGUGGCCCUUUCAGAGCAGCAUGAUGUGGCUCCAUGGUCACAGGUCAAGACUCCACAGCCAGGCCUAUGCAUCCAGAAGCCUCACCCCUGUAAGAUGUGUGGCCCACUCUUGAAAGACACUUUGUUCCUGGCUGGGCACAGUGGGACACAGCCUGAGCAGGAAGUGUCUGCAUGUGGGGAGAGUCCUUCCCAGCAUCCAAAGGAACCACGUCAAAGGAGACCCCUUAGAUGGGGUGAGGGGAAGACUUUCUGUGUGAAGAACGACAGUGUUCACGUGACAGAUCAGACCUGGCCAUGUCAGGUGAGAGGGCAGGAGUUCCUAGCCCAAUCCAGCAUUCUCCAGCACCAGGCUCCUCACAUGGAAGGGAAACCACACAGUGACAUGGAGGGCAGGGCAGCCUCUGAAAGUGGACAGAAUGAUGACAAGUGCAGUGAAUGUGGGAAGACCUUUAGCCAAGAACACACAAUUGUUGAGCAUCAGAGAGUUCACACAGGAGAAAAGCCAUAUAAAUGCAGCGAAUGUGGGAAAUUCUUUAGGUACAGCUUCACGCUCAAAAGACAUCAGGGAGUUCACAUUGGAGAAAAACCAUAUGAGUGCAGUGUGUGCAAGAAAUUUUUUGUAGACAGCUCCAGGCUCAUUAUUCAUCAGAGAGUUCACACUCGGGGAAGGCGUUUUGAAUGCAGCAAAUGUGGGAAAUUCUUUAGGUACCGCUUCACACUUGAGAGGCAUCAGAAAGCGCACAUUGGAGAAAGGCCUUAUGAGUGCAGCUUAUGUGGGAAACUCUUUAGGCAUAACUCAAAUCACAUCAGGCAUCGGAGAAAUCACACUGGAGAAAGACCUUAUGAGUGCAGUGUAUGUGGUAGACUCUUCAGUCAAAACUCCCACCUCAUUCGGCACCAAAACGUCCACACCAGAGAAAAAUCUUAUGAAUGUAGCAAAUGCGGGAAAUUCUUUAUGGACAGCUCCACCCUCAUUAUUCAUCAGAGAGUCCACACUGGAGAAAAUCCUUAUGAGUGCAGAGAAUGUGGGAAAGUCUUUAGGUACAACUCCAGCCUCAUUAAACAUCGGAGAGUUCACACUGGGGAAAGGCCUUAUGAAUGUGUCAGCUGUGGGAGAGGCUUUAGCCAAAACUCCCACCUCCUUCGACACCAAGAAGUUCACACUAAAGAGUAUUGCAAAUAG